Messenger RNA from Amoebophrya sp. A120, 3810 nucleotides. The record is from the annotation of a GenBank genome assembly. NCBI's taxonomy places the organism in Eukaryota, Dinophyceae, Syndiniales, Amoebophryaceae.
GUUGUUUUAUCGCAUCGACGUCGUCACACCUGGCCUUGAGCGAUUUUGUAUGUACCUUUUAGAAAUACAGUACAAUGGUGCAAACUAACAUACAAAAAUUCUCGGCAUAUAAUUAAGUGGCUGUGCAUUUGCUGCCGACCACGGCCUCCAGAAACCUCUGCAAAUCAUCUGCAACUUUUAUGGACGAGCAGAGUUGUCGGAUAUUAUGCAGUGAGCUGUAUUCCUAUUAUACAUAGAGAAGCUGUAACUGACAACAAUCUGAAUCAUCAUCAUGGUAGACGAGCGGUACGUCUUUCAGACGGAAUGGUUCGACGGCGGGGCGUCGCUGAUCCGAUACUACCAAUUCACCUUCUACCCAAAGGACAAUACAAUCGAACUGUACGACACCAAGGCCAAGCGCCUUUUCCUGAAACGAUCCCACUGCCCCUCCGUCACAGCAGAUAAACUUUAUCUCGGAAGCACGCUCUGUAUUGGAGUCAUUGCCUUUCGUAGCAUCUUUGCCCGACUUUUCAGUGCCUGUUUCGCAUAAAUUUUCUGAUUUUUUCUUGUCGUUUGGGUACCAAAAACUAUAGCUAGUAAGAUGUUCCAAAAUAUGAGUGAAAUAAAAUUUACAUCAGCGACGCGCACGCCCCAAGCAAUUUUUCUAAAAAUAAAACCCAACGGAAACAAAUCGCACAGGUAUCCACAGCAGGCAUAUGAGAAUCGUGGACUACUGCGACGUGUUUACACGGAACAUAUUUGAAGAGCGUACGAAAAGAGAAACAGGACAGUCCCAGGAGUUUCGUAUAUUGUCACGAGUGCCGUACAGUACUCUUGCUCAAAUCCGUACACCAGAGUCACGGAGCCACGCACCUUUCUUCGCGUCGUUUGCUUUUUUUAUGAUCAUGCACUGCGAAUUUGCUUACACUGUCACUGAGACAACACGUACGUUGGUGCAGUCUCACUCACGAUCGUUGAAAGAGUAGACAAGCAGUAUGGUUGACAUACGCGUGCGGUCUGCUCUGUUUAUCUUCCUAUAUCGGAGAAGUCCAGAACGCUAGCGCUCAUCAAGCCAGAUGCAUACCAGCACAUCGGUGAGCUUCUUCUUCAGCUGCAUUCGUAACACACGAUUCGUGAAAGAACACGCAAUGCUGUAGAAUUGUCUUAGUCUUUGUGAUCCUGUUUGUAAAUUCAGCAACAUGUAUCAAGGAGUUCGUGGAGCACGACCUUCGACUUUUUUCCCUUCAGGUAAGAUAAUCGAGCUCAUCCACGAGCAUGGGCUAGUCAUAUCAAAGUUGCAGAUGCUGAAGAUGACGAAGGGCUUUGCCGAAGAGCAGUACGCGGAACACAAAGGUAUGGCCUACUUGUUACUAUGUGCUGGAAUUAAGUAUAGAAGACAGAGUGAUUUCAUCUUCUAAAGCUGACGAUGAUGCUGGUACUGCAUGUGGUCAACAAAAUCAUAGAAAUCUUUGUCGCACAGGCAAGCCAUUCUACGAGAACCUGGUGAACUUCAUGACGUCUGACGUUUGCGUAGCCAUGGAGUUAAUCGGAAAGAACGCAGUGUCCACGUGGAGGUCUCUGAUGGGGCCAACAAACACACAAAAAGCACAGUAAGAAAGUUCAUGGAAUCUCUCUCGUUUUUGAGGUUGAAUCCGUCAGCUAAGGAACAGUAGCAGUUCUCUCCUGUUUAUGAACUUCAAAUUCAGUACUCUCGAAGGAGAAAAAUCCUUCACAGAUGAAGUAGUUUUAUGAUCAUUGAACUGUCGAUCGCACCACUUAGAUCGGCACGUACGCAGAAAACGAUGCAAUUACAUCAGGGAAGAGGCACCCGGAUCCAUCCGCGCGCGGUUCGGCACUGACGGAACACGAAAUGCUGCGCACGGGAGCGAUAGCAGUGGCAGUGCGGCGCGCGAGUUGAACUUGUUUUUUGGGGAGGAGAACAAACUGCCCACGACAGCCAUCUUUAACAACUGCACGGUAGGAAUCGUCAAGCCGCAUGCGGUCACGUCGGUACUUAUCUUCGAGAAGGGCUUGGAUCGAGUUUCAAGCGAUGCUGUUCUAGUUUCGUUCCGAUGAUUGAAGUGUGAUUUACGUGAGUUGUGUGAAGAAGCCUUUCCCUUUGCGAUGCGGACAAGAAUUUUUUUGUCCAGAUGAACUGCAUUCAUUUUAUAUAAAUUUCUGUAUCUAAGUAUAAGUAAUCUAUCAAAAAGAAGACUAUAACUUCAGGGUCACGCCGGUCCCAUCGUCGACCGAAUACUCGAAGAGGGUUUCGAGAUUAGUGCGAUGAAACUGUGGACGCUUGAAAAGAAUUUGGCCGAAGAGUUCAUGGAAGUGUACCGAGGAAUCCUCCCAGAGUAUCACGACCUCGUCGAAGAGCUCGCGUCCGGGCCCGCACUUGUCAUGGAAAUUCGCCAGGAAAAUGCCGUCGAGAGCUUCCGUACUGCUCACUUCUUUCUGAAUACUUGAUUAUUUGUAUAGACGUAAUAUUUGUGAGGUGCGUGUCUAGCGUUACUCUUCCACCUCCACAUGACAUUGCUGAAAGUGCAUUAGCACUUUGUCUGUGUCGUGUGGUGGAGGAGGUGGUCGGUGGUCCGAAUCUAUCUGAAUGGAGACUCCAUUUAGAUUCCUUCGCACCAUCCCGACCAGGAUGAACGAACUCAUGCUGGCUCGUGCUAGGUCUGCUGCUCAAUGGGGGGCGAAUCGUGGAAAAGCACAUUUAUCUUUUUAGACCCUGUAGUUGUAAGCGGUCCUUACCAUUUUUCGUUCAUGCCCGGCUUUCGCACAUACAGGUAAAUUAGUCGGUCCCAUUGAUCCAGAGGUAGCGGCGCAUUUGCGACCGAACACGCUGCGGGCGAAGUUUGGUAGCAACCGCAUCGAGAAUGCGGUGCACUGCACCGAUCUACCAGAAGACGGCUUGUUGGAGGUUGAAUACUUUUUUAACGUCCUGUACAACCGAAAAGCGGAAACCAAGAAAGUGCUGGAAAACUAACUCGACUUAUUGUGAGUGUUGCGUAUAAUACCACUCGCAAAGUAAAUGUUGAAGCAUCAAUCGUUAGUUUCGUUGUAAGGACAUUAACACCUUCUAAUAAAAUUCCUUUUGACUACUUCAAACAAAUACAAAAACAAAUAAGAAAGGAUGAAACCUCAGAAAAUAUAAAGAAAAUAUAACCUAGUCACUAAAGAGACAGAGAGAGCAGCGUGAUUUUUGAUAGUUUCCAGGCGAGGAAGAACAAGAUCAAGCCCGAGCGGGGUGUAUUGAGAUCCGGUUUUAACUCGCUUGGAAAGAACAGCAGCUACGGCCAGAUCAAAAGCAGACCUAUCUAUGUACCGCACCAUUCGAAAAGAAUAUAUAAGAGUCACUAGAUAUUGUCGCCAGAGCCAGAAGAUAUUUUACACCGACAGGCUGAAUGUGAUGUGUCGAGCUUCCGCGCCGAAAAAUGAACUUCUUCUCUCUUCUAGCAGGAAGAUCCGCGACCAGUGAUCUACUUCUAGGCGAAAAAGAAGUGCAGCCACUGCAGAAACAAGCUACAAACAUCAAGGUGGAGCGCAAGAAAGAUGAAUGUCGUCAGUAUUUUGUGCAACAAGUGGAUUGAGAAGGGCAUGAACCAGAAGCAAGCCCGACUCCUUUCACUUGCCAUGAAAGACUGCUAGUAAGAUACUCUCGUUGUAAUUUAGUGUUGAAGAACAAAACUUCACAUUCACUUGUUUAUCUUUUCGGACUCUAAUUUUUUACAGUACUACUGACUUUGGCUUUGCGGCUUGGCUCACACAAAGAGCAAGAAGAUCAGAGAUCGCAAACACGCUAAUCCUGUAUACGCGUUGGUGUGCGUC